AAAUGCAGAACCAUGGCGUGUUUCACAGCCACGUACGGAGUGGCUGGUAUUGUGACCUCCGCCCUCAGUAUGUACAUCAAUUCUCAGAUCUCAACCCUGGAGAAGCAGUUCAACUUCAGCAGUUCAGUCAGCGGUAUCCUCAUGUCGUGCAACGAACUGGGCUACUUGUCCACUACCUUGAUCAUGAGCUACUUUACCCGACGGGUGCACCUACCUAGGGCCAUGGCAUUCUUCACUUUUCUGUAUGGUCUCUCUGGCUUGUUCUGUACAGUGGCUUUCUUUGGCACCAGGGAUCAAAUACCCAGUCCACCGAAAGAGGCUGAUGGAUUUGGAUCAGGUAGUUCCACACCUAUACUAUUCACCCAGACCUGUGUGAACACAACAAUGCCCUCCAACACCAGCUGUGGGGACAACACAAACAGAGCCAAGGCUCCCUUUGAGAUUUCUGAGACGUGGAGAACUUUGGCUAUUGCUAUUCUUGCUGUGGGGAUGAUUCUCCAAGGAGUGGCCAAGUCUCCAAGACAUCCAUUCAUUGGGACAUACGUGGAUGAUAACGUGCCGAAAACAAAGACGCCGUUAUAUUUAGGUAUUAUAACUGGAUUGUCUAUUUUUGGUCCUGCCUUAGCUUUUGGAAUCGGGGGUAUGUUCAGCAGUAUGUACGUCACAUUAGAAGAAACGAAUAUUUCUCCUCGAGAUCCUAGAUGGUUGGGAGCGUGGUGGUUGGGGUUCCUACUGUUUGGAGGCCUUGGUCUCGUGUUUGCCAUCCCACUCCUUUUCUUCCCUCGUCGCCUGCGUAAACAGGAACGGCCGGUAGCUGUUACAGAAAAGAAGCACGGCAACAAGAAACGACUAAUGAAAUGUUUAUUCGAUUUCAAAGAUUUCUUGAAAUCAAUGUUCAGACUUGUCUUCAACCCCGUCUACGCUUGCGUGGUACUUGGCACCUGUAUGAAUCUUACUGUGGUCAGUGGGAUAAUGUCAUUUAUGGCCAAAUACAUCGAGACGCAGUUUACAGUCACUGCUAAAGACGCAAAUUUGUCACUGGGUGCCAUCAAUGUCCUAUCGGCCUCAUUUGGAUCCAUCUUUGGCGGGUAUUUAACGUCAAGGUUCAAGUUGUCUCCCGUGGCUUGCCUGAAGAUGAUGAUUGGCUGUAUUUUGAUCUCCACAAGCCUUCUGUGUGCGGGGUUUUUCGUGGGCUGCAGCCAGCCAGUUAUACACACAGGAUUCGACACAAACAAUUCCAGCCUGUCUCCUUGUGUACGAGACUGUAACUGCGACGAUGGCAACUUUUUCCCGGUUUGUGGAGAAGAUGGGAGAAACUACUUCUCACCUUGUCAUGCCGGGUGUUUGUCUAUUGAUAAAGGGGUGUUCUCAAACUGUAGCUGCCUAACCUCUGCGGGGGUCAGCACAGCGAAGGGAGGCCUGUGUGAACCAGACUGCAACAUGUUGUACGUCUUUCUUGGAUUCACUUUCCUGGGAGCCUUUACCGCAACUCUGACCAUCAUGCCAGGUUUCGUUGUCAGUGUCAGAUCUGUGAAGGAAGUAGAUAAGCCAUUAGCUAUUGGCCUCAGUGCCUUUGCAGGAACUUUGCUGGGUAACACAAAUCUUCGUGGCCUCAUCGACACCACCUGCCUGCUAUGGAAGACAACCUGCACUUCCGUUGGCGCAUGCACAUUGUACGACAUCGAGCUGUUCCGUUUCCGGUAUCACGCUCUCAGCCUUGGACUACGAAUUAUCACUGUGGCUUUCUAUAGUGUGGCUCUUAUAAUUGCCGUGUGCUCCAAGAAAACAGUUUUUCAGCCGCAUUUGGACGAAAUCUCCAUCAAACAAGCCACAGAUUUAGAAAAGAUUGUAGAACUGGACGGCGCAGAAAUAGCGCUGAUAAUCAAUGAUCCUGCAAUAAGAGAAACUGACUUAAAAUAG
Candidula unifasciata is the source of this 1920-nucleotide messenger RNA. The record is from the annotation of a GenBank genome assembly. NCBI's taxonomy places the organism in Eukaryota, Metazoa, Mollusca, Gastropoda, Stylommatophora, Geomitridae.